This is a messenger RNA of Achroia grisella, 3448 nucleotides long. RefSeq lists its product as uncharacterized. NCBI's taxonomy places the organism in Eukaryota, Metazoa, Arthropoda, Insecta, Lepidoptera, Pyralidae. The coding region runs from base 17 to 3346 and encodes 1109 amino acids. Gene Ontology annotation, molecular function: protein binding. The record is from RefSeq and is a predicted model, not a curated record. The transcript is spliced from 4 exons.
UCUAGUUUUAGCUAAAAUGAGGCUUACUGGUUCUCGGGCGUAUACCAGCCCCACUGCAGUUCCAAAGAUGCCUGUGGGACUAGUGGAGUUGAUGGAAGGUUUAACGAAGGAUGUAUUGAAACAAAACCCUCCAGAUAUUUAUGAAUAUUGUGCUAAUCAUAUGCAGACAUUAUUGACUAUAAGAGAUGGUCCAAUUUCGAAACCAACAUUGGAACAAAAAAUAAUGCGAGCCCAACAAAAAGUAAGAAGAAGGGCUGAGGAACGUUGGGAAAAAUACAUUAAAGAAAUGCCUCGAUUGACUGCAGAUGGUGAUCUCCAAUCACAUAGCGAAGAACUUGUAAUAAAAAAAGUACAAAAUUUAAAGCCGCCCGUACACCCUGAGCUUAAUAUAAGAAAUGUUUCUGAAGUAGAAAUCUUUCACGAGAUUAAUAAUUUUGAGAAAGACAGCUACGAUCAAUCGAAAACAGUCGCAAAUCCAAAUUAUACAGUUAAAGAACAUGAUGAUAUUGACGCUGGUAAAGUUUUUUCUGGGGAAAAUUUUGACAACUUAGAACAAUCGGGGACAAUUAAUAAUUCAGAAAAUGAAAUAAAACAAAAUAAUAUUGAUGAUGUCAAUAAUGAUGUACGAAAUAAAGGAAAUGUUGAUUCUUUUGUUAAUGUAGGCAAUAUUCUACCAAAUAACCUUGAUCGAACUAAGACAAUUAUUAAUUCGGAUACUGGAAGUAAACAAGACAAUAUCGAUAAUGUCGUACUCAAUAAACUAAAAGUUGAGUGUACAGAGUUCAUUCUGAAUGAACAAAAUAAUCACCUAGAAAUAAACAAAAAAGAAGUAAUAUUAAAAGGCGAUGUAUAUGCUCCCAAUGGUUCAAAUAUUCUCACUACUAUGGGUGACACAAACGAUAGUGCAGAGCAAAACAAAGAAAAUACUAAUCAAGUUUUAGAUCAUAAAGUCGCUGAUGGAAAUUCAUUAUGCGAACUGGAUCUUAUAGAUCAAGAUAAUAAAGAAACAGCAGAGCAUAAUAAUGUUAAUUCAGAUAAAGCCUUGUCAUUUAAUACUAACGAAGAUGCCCUAGAGACUAUUGCUAUCUCUAGAUAUGAACAAAUUGCAAUUAUUAAUCAAAACAAUGAUUUUUUUUCUACGGAAACUGAAAAUACUGGUGUAAUGAAUUGUUAUCCUCCCGAAGAAAUAGAUGAUAAAGAUAAAUCAGACAAAAAUAGUAGUUUAACAUUAAAUACAGAACAAUAUAAUUUUGAUGAUGAUAUCAAGAAAAUCGGCCAUAAAACUGUGAUAACUGAAAAAGAAAUCGAAGAUGUUAAAGAAGAACAGAAAAAUAUUACAAAAAUAAACGUCAUAGAUCUCAGUGACAACAGUAUAAUUGAUCCAAUUUUAUCAGAGGAUAUCAAUAAAGUGUCUAUUGAUACUAUAAUUACAGAAGUCAAAGAAAAAUUAAAUGAUAUUCAAGCGACAAAUCAGUUCCUUGAAUCCAAUAAUAAAUCAUUUGAUAAUUUAUCACAAGAAUUUAUAAAAGAAAACAUUACAGAAAGUGAAAAUAUAAAACUAGGUGAUAUUGGUCGCGAGGUAAAGGAAAUGGAAAUAUUAAGUGAAAAUAAAUAUGAUAUAGCUAACGAUAACAAGUUAAAAGAAGAAACUGAAAUUGAUUAUGAUACAAAGGAUAAUACUAAAUUGGAAAACAAUUUGGAGAAAGAUAAUAAUAAUAUAGAGGAAAAAUAUGAACAAAGUACAAACUAUGUGAUUAAUGAGAAUAUUCUUAAAGAACAAAUUGAUAACAUUUAUGAGACCAGUAACAACGUAAUAAAAAGUGAUAUAAAUAAUCGAAGAGAAAAACCUGAUAUACAUAUUAUUACUGACUCCAAACCACUGGUUGAGAAUGAUAUUAAUAAUGAUGAGAAAUUUACCUCGGUCGCCAAAAACAAGGACAUUAGUAUAACCACCACACAAAUACCAAUUGAAUAUCUUUCAUUAAAAGAAGAAAACAAACAAGAUGACAUUCCAACUAGCAGAAAUGCCGAUUCACUUCAAAAGGAAUUUAAUAUUUUAAUCGUAAAUGCCGAUAAUAAAAAUGAAAUUAAAUCCAUAACUUCAGGUGACAGUACAGACAAAAAUAACAGUAAUAUUGAUUUAAAACCUGCGGUUUCCCAAAAUGGUGACAACUUAAAUGAAAACAUUGCAAAUCCUUCUGGCAUGGACUUAGAAACGGCGGCUAUUACCAUCCAGAAAGUGUUUAGAUCUUUUCUUUUUAAAAGUAGAACAUCAACCUUGGAUGACACCAACGAUGAGAAUAAUUCUUUGGAAGAAGACGAUAAUAAAACGGAACAAUUAGAUUAUCAGGUAAUAAAUGGCAAUAAAGAAAGAAGAGGGAUUACAAGAAUGGAUACUGUAUUACAGACAGUUAACGAAGAAAAAUCGUUAUCAUUGUCUACUGACGAUUCUUCUUUAUCUAGUGCUGCCACCACUAUCCAAGCACAUGUCAGAGGUUUUUUAGUCAGAAAUAGAUUACAUUCAAACAAAACAUCUACUAACUCGUUAGCUAACUCGGACGGCACAUCCACUAUCUCAUUGGAUGGUGAUGUUGAAAAUAAUAAAAAUAAAACCAUUCUUAAUAUUCAUAUUGUGCCCGAAGGAGGUAAUUUCCUCAGUAGAGACGAAACAAUCCUCACAUCUAUGGAUAUAUCGCUAGAUAGUAGCCCGCCUUCUUCUUUAAAUUUACAUCCUUUGGGUUAUGAUAGAAAUGAAAGAAAACAGCUAAAAAGAGAAGAUGCUAUACAAUCAAUUUCGCCUCCUAGUAACAAUAGUGGCAAAUUAAGUGAAGAUGUUGAUUCUGUGAAAGAAAUGAUAAUUAAUGUCGGUGAACUAUCGUUAACUCAGAAUAACUUGCAGAAAAACAUGACACACUCUGAGGAAAAUAAAAUUCAAUCUCAAGCCUCUGAUAUUUCACCGAUUGAUAGUACAAUUAUUGAAACUUUAGUGGGUACCCAAAAUCCCCGUAAUAUAGAUAACGCGGAUAGUCCGCAAUUAAAAUCGCAAAUCACUGUUGAGAAACCUAGAGGAAUCCUAACAAAAAUGAGUUCUGACGAAAUGGAUGUAGUUACUCCAUUUCAAGAAAAUCCUGAAGGUAAUCCUUUUGCGGAUUCUAGUGCCUCCCCGAAAUUGAUUAAAAAUUCUGAGGACAGUCCGUUAACGGAUACUAACGCUGCUUCAAAAUUAAUGCAUUCUAGUGAAUUUCAUGAUAUAGUCCUACCUACCAAGGUGUCGAGGAGUGACACAUCAGUCGUCAGUGAAUUCAAGAGCGUGUUGGUUUACUUCUUACUGUGGAAUAACAACUAAAAGAGAAAUCGGCAGCACAUUUUAUUUGUAGUGGGUAUAUAUAUAUAAAAGAAAAACAAUAUUUUGAACACAUAUUAAUUUCGGGAAACCAAUAACUAUUGG